Molecule: messenger RNA, 1520 nt
Organism: Aspergillus pseudotamarii
Lineage: Eukaryota; Fungi; Ascomycota; Eurotiomycetes; Eurotiales; Aspergillaceae
Product: ankyrin repeat domain-containing protein
Exons: 3
Coding region: 320-1228 (302 amino acids)
Molecular function (GO): protein binding
Source: RefSeq, a predicted model, not a curated record
CUGUGCUGUGGGUUCUCCAAAUUUUCCUCUUUUCUCAGCCACCUGCAGCAAUCGAAUGCCAGAUGAAAGCUAAGUGGUGGGUAUAUGCCCAGGAAGUCAUGGCCGAGAGUGGCCCUGCCAAGUCAGGUAGGUAGGAUUCCUCGCGUCACUAAUGCGACAUAUUAUGAUUGUUUGAGCAAUUGCCAAUCCUUACCAUCCAUGAUCCCAUUUCCGGGCCGGUAGAUCAAGGAUCUAGUCGCCACGCUGCCAAUGGCUUGGCCAUAUAUGAAGGUUCAAGCUCCCAUUUUGCAUCUAUUGUUUCCAAAGCGUCAAGCGUGAAAUGGUCAAAAGUGGACAGAAAAUGGGAUCGUCCACACAUAGCAUAUCCAUUAUGGAAGACAGACUCGCACUCGAGCGGCGGAGGGAAAGGAAUAGACUAGCACAGCGGAAGCAUCGUGAAAAUGCAAAGUUAAGGAGGCCACGGCAAGGGAAUAGCGACAAACCACUACCUGAACAAAAUAGCCAACCAGGACAGGCAAUGAGCCGGUGCACCAGAAGUUCAGGAAGCAAUAGCCAAGAAUGCCCACCAUUCUCGGCCUUUCUUGGCCCAGCCUUGGAUUACAACAUUGAUCACCUGUCAGCAGAUAAUUUCUUUCCCGAUGUGGUAUUCUCGCCGCAUGUCAACGAAUACAGCCACUUGGAUCUGGCGUCUUCUACGGCACCGCUGGACCAACAGCAGCAACUGGAGAUCUCCCCUUUUACCGUGGACACAAUAUUUCAAACAGGCCCGAACAAGUUCAACGCUCCUUCUAGCUUUUGCGGUAAUUGCCAUGCGAGUGCCAAACCACAGCUAGUAUCGCAUAACGACCCCAGAUCCAUUGGAAUAUGUGCUGCCAACAUGCCCACCCGGCCGAUGGGCUACUAUCAAACCACUGAGACGGUCCGCGCUAGUGGGGUCGGAUCUAGAGCCUGGACAACGCCCCUCCAUAUUUCCGUUAGCCGCGGACAUCUCACAGCCGUGCGCCUCCUCCUUGACGGCGGUGCCGAUCCUAACGCCAUUGACGGAGAUGGCUCCACAGUGCUUCAUACGGCGGUCCGAAGCGGCCAUCAUAUUAUUGUGCGCGAGCUACUAUGGCAUGGCGCAGAUCCGAGCGCCGUUGACGCGGCCGGCUGGUUACCGUUGCAUUAUGCCGCGGAGGCCGGCGAUGAGAAUUGCCUACGGGUCUUGCUGCAGCCAGGUGGGGAGUAGAACAAGAAGGAUCUCGUACGAAGGUCUCGGGGAAAAGGAGCCUUGAGACACUAGGCUCAAGCUCGAGUUGGGGAUUUCUUGCAUUGGAGUUACCCGAGUAAACUAAGGGAGCUCUAGGUGGAGGCUUCAUGUAUGUACUUUUUUCAUGGCACGGGUAUUUUUAACCUCGCAAAAUCUGAUGAGUGAGCUGAACUUGCCCCUCGCCUUGGCGUUGAUGCUUAGGUUACUUUCACAGGUUUGCUAUUUUGCCAUCCUCAGUCAGCCAAGAAAAUUAAUUAACGGUUAAGCACUA